This is a messenger RNA of Hypomesus transpacificus, 2804 nucleotides long. It is a transcript of the gene rab14l, whose product is annotated as RAB14, member RAS oncogene family, like. Gene Ontology annotation, cellular component: recycling endosome; phagocytic vesicle; trans-Golgi network. Bases 120 to 767 code for a protein of 215 amino acids. Gene Ontology annotation, biological process: endocytic recycling; Golgi to endosome transport; phagosome maturation. Gene Ontology annotation, molecular function: GTP binding; GTPase activity. The transcript is spliced from 8 exons. The record is from RefSeq and is a predicted model, not a curated record. Lineage: Eukaryota; Metazoa; Chordata; Actinopteri; Osmeriformes; Osmeridae.
UGUUCACUGCAAGCAGCCAUCUUGGAUAGAGAUACUUCUGCCAGGAUAACCUGCAGAUCCCUUCUGAAGAGCUCAAGACGAUAUAACAUUUUUUUUAAAUACACAUAACCCGAACCAAGAUGGCGACCGCACCGUACAAUUACUCCUACAUUUUUAAGUACAUCAUUAUUGGAGACAUGGGCGUAGGGAAGUCAUGUUUGCUUCACCAGUUCACAGAAAAGAAAUUCAUGGCGGACUGCCCCCACACGAUCGGGGUGGAGUUUGGCACGAGGAUCAUCGAGGUGAGCGGCCAGAAGAUCAAGCUGCAGAUCUGGGACACGGCUGGCCAGGAGCGCUUCAGAGCCGUCACGCGCAGCUACUACCGGGGGGCAGCGGGGGCACUGAUGGUGUACGACAUCACCAGGAGAAGCACAUAUAACCACCUCAGUAGCUGGUUGACUGACGCCAGGAACCUCACAAACCCCAACACCGUGAUCAUCCUGAUUGGGAACAAAGCUGACCUGGAGGCUCAGAGAGACGUGACAUACGAGGAGGCCAAGCAGUUUGCUGAGGAGAACGGCCUGUUAUUCCUGGAGGCCAGCGCUAAAACGGGGGAGAAUGUGGAGGAUGCCUUCUUGGAGGCAGCUAAGAAGAUCUACCAGAACAUCCAGGACGGCAGCUUGGACCUGAACGCUGCAGAGUCAGGAGUGCAGCACAAGCCCUCGGCCCCCCAGGGGGGCAGGCUCACCAGCGAGCCCCAGCCCCAGAGAGAGGGCUGCGGGUGCUAGUGGACCACACUCCUCCUCUCCUCCUUCACUCUCUCCUCCUUCACUCCUCCUCUCCUCCUUCACUCUCUCCUCCUUCACUCCUCCUCUCCUCCUUCACUCUCUCCUCUCCUUCUUCACUCUCUCCUCUCCUCCAUCAUUCUUUCUCUGCUCAUCUCUUCUUCAUCACCUCCCUCCACGCCCCUCCCUGCUCCACACCACAGACAGACAGAGAGCGAGAGGGGAUGGGGUGGAUGUAGAAGGAUGGAUGAUGGAGGGAGGGAGAAAUGUUUUGACUGAGUGACUCCAUCCCCUUCCUGGUUCCUCUCUGUCUCCCUUCCUCCAUUCACCAGUCAGCGCAGGUUAUCAGCUGUGAACCCCACAAACACAGCAGGUCAUAUUCAUAACAAACUGAAACUACAAGCUUUUGUUUUUUAACGUUGCUUUUAUAGCUGAUAACAGCCCCCUCCGGUUCUCCCACAGGACUAAACUAAACUCUGUAUAAAGACCCCUGGUAGAUGUCCCUCCCCCUCCUCCCCAGCAUCACAGCUGCAGGUGGAUCCACCAAUAUUAGUUUGGAUCUAUUUGGUUUUGCUGGCCUGUGAUUGGCUAAGUGUGUCCAGUCCAGGGAUUGGGAUUGGACAGUAAAGGUGAUGAUGUACUUUAUGACCCAGCAACACAGCUGGGAUGUUGCUGGUUGUGUGAUAGACCUGUUGAUGACAUCAGAUACAGGAAUCCCCUCGAACUGGUUGUGCUCCAGCAUCACAGGAGACAGUGUGUGUGUUUGUUUAGAGGGUCGGGGACCGUUUUGACUAAGUUAAGGACACUUUACAGAUUAGGCUUUUUUUCUUCAGAUCAUUAGCUUCACCUCCCGCCCUUUCUCCUCCUCUCCCCCUCUCUCCUCCUACCAGCCCCCAUCACAUCAGUAGAAUCUGGCUGUCCUCACCAGCAUUUUCCUUGUUGUCGUAUGUUGCCUUAUUGUUACGAUUUAAUGUUAAUAUUAUUACUGUUAAAUCUUCUUUUUGCUGCGCUUGCUCUAUAUACCGCUGUUUAGACUCCUAUCCCAAAAAAAAAAAAAAAACAUUUUACAAUAUUGUGAUAUUUAGAGGAGACGGUAUAAAGGGGUAAAUCAAACGGGUUGGGAGAGAGGAGGAGCUAGGAGAGAGGAGGAGCUAGGAGAGGAGAGAGGCAGAUGCUCCCGCACACCUGUGAUGCCAACAGAGCUGUCACCCAUCAUGGCUGUUCCAUCCUCACCCCCCCUCCCUGUACAGUUACACCAAUAGCAUGCCCCCCCCCACCCCCGUAACAGCCCUAACUGAGAUGGGUUUGAUAGAACACCAAGUUCACAUGUUCUUAUUUCCACUCCCCAGGCUAAAUGUUCUGUACCAUAAAGAGUGAUUCCCAGAGGGGGAUGCUGUACAUAGUGCUAUUCUAGCUGUGGCAGUGCUGAGGGGUGGGGGGCUUGUGAUGGGGAUGCAAAGUCUGUAACAUAGUUUCUAUUAAUGUGUGUGUAUAGGCAGACGUCCCUCCUCUCCUCUGACCCCCUCACUGCGGCUCUACUGUUUUCCCUCUGUCUGGGGGUUGGGGCAGGGCGGGGCUGUAGAGCUGGGGUGGGGCGGGGCUGUAGAGCUGGGGAGGGCGGGGCUGUAGAGCUGGGCUUCACUCUACACUUCCUGUUUGUUUCAAGCUUUGUCAGUUGCUCUCUAAUGAACUCUGGGAGGCAGAGUGUCACUUCUGUGUGUUUGAGUUGAUAUUUUUUAUUCUCCAUGUUGUAUUUCUUAUUCAACCAUGUCAUAGCCCUUCUGUAGGGGAGGGGCUUGUCUUAAUUCCAGGGAGCAGGGAUUGGUUUUUUGGUUGGUGGGAGGGGCUUGAGAUGUGUCCCGCCUUCUUCUGGGUCAUUUCCUGCUUGUCCAUGAGUUGAAAAAAGAAAAAAAAACGUACAUAUGUAUAAAUUUUGAAGGAGCUGUGCUAACAUUUAAAUGCAUUCUUGCGUGUAUAUGAUUUUAAAUUGUUGACAUUUUGAUUUUAAUAAUGAUGACAAUAAAAUGCUCUAGACAGAAA